CAUUAAAUGCAUUCAAUCCAAUUAUACUUUUAAUGUCGAUGUUUUCAUUUUCAUUUUGUUCUUUAAUAAUAAAUAAGAAAUCAGAGGAAAACUACAUUAGAACCGAGCUCUUUUUUUUUAGAUAAGGCCAAAUUCACUUGCAUAGCCAAAACUUUGACGGUUGUGACAAAUAUAGCCAAUUUUGGAGAAAUACCAGAAAUAGCCAGAUUUUUGAAAGUUCGAUGACAAAUAUAGCCAUUUCCGUUACAUAGUUUGACGGCGUCAAUGACACCGUUAGUAUAAUUAACGGACAGUUGAUGUGGCUGCCACCUCACCGUGUCUUUCCUUCCCACCUCAGCAUCCAUUGACAGGUGGGAUGCCACGUCAUUUUUAAUGGGUAAAAAAAAUUACCAUAAAACAAUUAAUAAAUAAAACAAUAAAUAAAUCACUACCUAAUCACCACCAUCACUACGACACAUCUCCCUGCCGCCGCGAUCCCGUCAUCAUCUUCAUCCUACCCAGAAGCCAAUUUCAAAACCUACACACUUCUUCUCUCUAUUCCUCGCCCAAUCCAUUUCCAUUUCCAUCGGACGAGUGGUGAAGAUGAUGGACAAGGAGAUGAACCGGAGCGGCGUUGAAUUUGAUGGCGGCGAUAGGUUUACCCGGGGAGGAUGAUGCCCUCGGAAUCGGAGAGGCGGGCAAGAGUUUCAAGAUCUGGAAGAAUCUCCAACAGGAGUUACAGCGGCAGUUGGAGCGCCUCUUCUUCUUCUGCCGAAGCGGCAACUCGAAAUCAGAUGAGAAGAAGAGUGCGAGCAAGUUCAAGAUCUACAUUGCCAUGGAGCUCGUCCGAGGCGGCGAGCUCUUCUCCAAGUUCGCCAGAGGCCGGCUGAGGGAAGACGACGCUAGGGUUUACUUCCAGCAAUUGAUCUCCGCCAUCGAUUUCUGCCACAGCCGCGGCGUCUACCACCUAGAUCUGAACCCAGAGAACCUCCUCCUCCUCCCCUUUCAAGACGACAAUCUGGUCGCCAUGUAUAGAAAAAUCUACAGGGGAGACUUCAAAUGUCCUCCGUGGUUUUCCUCCAAGUCCCGCCGCCUCGUCACCAAGCUCCUCGACCCCAAUCCGGCGAGCCGAAUCACCAUCUCGAAGGUCAUGGAGUCGUCCUGGUUCAGAAAAUCCAUCCCCAAAACCGUACGCAGCAAUGAGGAGAUCGAAUUCGACGCGUUCAAUUGCGAAGAAGACGAAGCGAAAUCGGAGAAUUCGAAGGAGACCCUGAACGCGUUCCACAUCAUUUCUCUGUCUGAAGGGUUCGAUCUCUCGCCGCUGUUCGAGGAGAAGAAGAGGAUGGAGAAGGAAGAGCUGAGAUUCGCCACGACUCGACCGGCGAGCAGCCUGAUUUCUCUCCAUCACCAACACCGCCUGUUCACCUCCCCUUCGUCUCGCUCUUCUUCACGCUGAAUUCGAGUUUGGCCCUGCUCCGGCUCCAGCAGUGAUGCGACGGCAGAUAGGGAUUUUGAGGGAGAAGAGCAGCUGCUUUGGAGAAGGGUGUGAUAUUUUGGGGAAGAUGAGUUCCAGAAGAAAGAUGAUGAAAAUUUUUGUGGAAAAUUUUUUUUCUUUCCUUUUGUUGCCAACGAGAGAAAGGGAAAGUGAGGUGUGGAAGGACAAAAAAUCAUUUAAUUAAUUUUAUUUUUUAUUUUCACUAAUUAAUUUCUGAUGUGUAAUCAUUUAAUUAAUUUUUUUAUGUAUUUUUUUUGGUAAUUUUGUUUUAUUUAAGCUCAUUAAAAUAAAAAGGUAAAAUUAUG
Messenger RNA from Linum trigynum, 1779 nucleotides. The record is from the annotation of a GenBank genome assembly. Lineage: Eukaryota; Viridiplantae; Streptophyta; Magnoliopsida; Malpighiales; Linaceae.